Molecule: messenger RNA, 1856 nt
Organism: Echinops telfairi (small Madagascar hedgehog)
Lineage: Eukaryota; Metazoa; Chordata; Mammalia; Afrosoricida; Tenrecidae
Gene: CISH
Product: cytokine inducible SH2 containing protein
Exons: 2
Biological process (GO): intracellular signal transduction; phosphatidylinositol phosphate biosynthetic process
Cellular component (GO): phosphatidylinositol 3-kinase complex
Molecular function (GO): 1-phosphatidylinositol-3-kinase regulator activity
Source: RefSeq, a predicted model, not a curated record
UCUGUGCUUUGGGGUGUUGGGAAAUGGAAAGAUCGUUUUAAUCAGCGCACCAGGUGGAACACAUCUUCCAGAAGAGAGUUUGUGUGUGGAUGUGUCAAGAGGGCUUUUGUGACGGCAAAGGGUUGGGGUGUGUGUGUGUGUGUGUGUGUGUGUGUGUGUGUGUGUGUGUUGGGCCCCCUGAGUUGGGGGAGGGGGGAGGCAGGAGGGAAAGUGAGGUGCGUAGGUGCAAGGAGGAGCCCAAAGAUCUUCCAGCCAAGCAAGGGCUGGAAUGGGGAGAGCUGGGGCUUCCUGCUCACUGCCCACCUUCUCUCUGCCAGACCCUGUCCUUUGCUGGGUGAGGAGCAGGCAGGGCAGCAGGCCCUCAGGGCUCGCUCCCUGGCCCUGGAUCUGCCCGAGGCAGCCAUGCAGCCCUUGCCUGUGGGGGUCUUCCUGGAGGAGGUCACAGAGGAGACCCCAGCCCAGGCAGAAAGUGAGCCGCCCAAGGUGCUGGACCCCGAGGAGGACCUGCUGUGUAUCGCCAGGACCUUCUCCUACCUGCGGGAAUCUGGCUGGUAUUGGGGUUCCAUUACGGCCAGCGAGGCCCGGCAACACCUGCAGAAGAUGCCAGAGGGCACCUUCCUGGUGCGAGACAGCACCCACCCCAGCUACCUGUUCACGCUGUCCGUCAAGACCACCCGGGGCCCCACCAACGUGCGCAUCGAGUACGCAGACUCCAGCUUCCGCUUGGACUCCAACUGCCUGUCCAGGCCGCGCAUCCUGGCCUUUCCAGACGUGGUCAGCCUGGUGCAGCACUACGUGGCCUCCUGUGCUGCCGACCCCCGCAGCGACAUCCCCGACCCCGCCCCGGCGCCCGCCCCGCCGGCCCCCAAGGAGGAUGCGACCAGCGAUCCCGCACCGCCUGCUCCGACAGCGGCCGCCGCUGCCGCUGUGCAUCUCAAACUGGUGCAGCCCUUUGUGCGCACGCGCAGCGCCCGCAGCCUGCAGCACCUGUGCCGCCUGGUCAUCAACCGGCUGGUAGCCGACGUGGACUGCCUGCCGCUGCCCCGGCGCAUGGCCGACUACCUCCGACAGUACCCCUUCCGCCUCUGACCCAGCCGCGCACACCCGCUCUCCCUGGGGCCUGUGUGCAUCUGGCGCCCAGCAGCUCAGAGGUCAUGGCCUCGUGGGGCCCCUGGCCCCACCCUGGUGAGCCGCAUCCCAGGGGGAGGGGGGACACCCAGAGCAGGAUCUCGCUGGACCCUGCGGGCGGGGCCCAGGCAGCCACCUCAUGGAGGAUGGGGCCAGAGGAACAGCGGAGGUGGAAGGGGACAGGCCCUUUGUUGGGGGAAGGGCCGAGCUCAGGGGCCGCAGUUAGUUAUACAGUAUUUAUUUAUUUAUUCUGCUUGAGUUUGGACUCGGGGCUAAGUUGACCCGACUUCUCUGCCCUAACCCCUGGGGGGCCUGGAGCCCCCAGCUCAGCCCCAGCUUCUCUGGUCCCUCCCCUCGGAGAACCAUCUUAUGAGAUGCCGUGCUAUACCCAAGCCAGUCCCCGGUGUCCAGGCCCUGACCCCUGUGAGCCUCACCUCCCCUGUGAACGUGCCCCCCUCCACCCAGCCCUGUCCUGGGAGAGAGGGGCCAGCACCUGGAGGAGAGAACGGAACCAGAGCUGCAGAGCCCGCCCCUCCCCGCCUGGCAGAGCGCAUCCUGAUGGGCACAAAGCUGGCCUCACUGUGCCACAUUGGGAAGCCGGGUGGGCACCAUUCCAAGCAGCUCUGCCAGGUCUGUGCCCUACUCUGCCCUAGGACCCCACAAAGGUGCCUGCACCCGACAGAGAAAUAUAUCUGAUAAGAUUUUGUAUAAAAAUAAUUGUUAUAACA